CAGCCUCAGCGUCGACGAUGGCUCAUUCGAAUACUGAUAGGUCGCAUGAUGGGCCAUGGCCAGUAACUUGAUCAGCCUGAGACAUUUGAGUCCAGCACGUCAUCAUGUUUUCAAUCAGCCUGGCCUAUAUAAAACCCCUCAACUUCAGUCGCCAGUCUCUCAUUCACUUUCUAUCUACUAACAGGUGCAGGUUGCCUUUCCACUACAAUUAUUUUCUCUCGCUUCAUUUUGACAAUGACUUUCACUAUGUCCCUUCGUCCUAAGACCUACACUGCUCGUUACCCACAAUGGAUGGUCGGGAGGCCUUUGCUCUAUAUGUCCUCCGCCCUUGCAUCUCUCGGCGACGCUAUGUUUGGCUAUGGCCAAGGCAGUAUCGCCUCAGCUCAGGUUCAGCCUUCUUUCAUCCUCCGAAUGUUUGGCAAGGAGGUCACCAUGGCGCAAAUCCAAGCUGGCCAGACCGGUGUGAACCCCUUCUUACAAGCGCUGCUGGCUUCAUUCAUCGCUGCCUACCUCUGUGAUCUUCUUGGCAGGCGGAUGUCUGUUCGUAUCGGAGGCGUCAUGUAUUUCAUUGCCGCUCUUAUUCAGCUCUUUGCUCCAAACCUCGGCGCCCUCAUCGCCGGCCGAUGUAUCCAGGGCCUAGGUGUCGGCAUACUUUCCAUGACUGUUCCGAUUUUGCAGUGCGAAAUCGCCCCCGCUCAUGCUCGCGGUCUCUUUGUCAGUAUCGAAUACAUCUGCCUCAAUAUCGGUUACGCUGUUUCCGCUUGGGUCGGAUAUGGCUUCUUCUUCGCCAUGCCUUCUGAGAUCUCAUGGCGUGGCCCCUACAUUGUACAGGCUGCUAUCGCAGCUGUUCUCAUCGUCUGGACGUUUUUCCUUCCCGAGACACCUCGUUGGCUGGCCCAGAAUGGCUUCCAGAAGGAGGCUUUGGUAACUCUCGCAGACUUGCACGGCGCUGGAAACGUCUCCGACCCCAAAAUUCUGGCUACCUACGCUGAGAUUGUCGGUGCUGUCGAGUACGAAGCUCACUUGGGUCAAGCUUCCUGGCGUCAACUCUUCACGCAAUACACUCGUCGAUGCAUCGUCGGCAUCACCUGCCAGAUGUUUGCUCAGCUCAACGGGAUCAAUGCCAUCUUGUACUUCUUACCAUCCAACCUCACCCGUGCUGGAUUCACGAUUUCCCGUUCCCUGCUCUACUCUGGUGCUUGCGCUCUGAUCUAUUGUUCUGGAACCAUUCCCGCGAUGUUUUUAAUCGACAAAUUCGGACGCCGGGUGUUCUUGCUCUUUGGAAGCUGUGCGCUGGCUGCGUCCCUUUCCAUUGUCGGUGGUCUCCAAUACUACGCGGACAGUCUUCCUCUGGGAUCUGCCCGAGUCUCUGCUGCCGACGCUAUCUUUUUUGGUGUUUGUCUGUACCUAUUCUUCUUCGGCGCCACCUGGGGUCCUGGCCCCUGGCUUCUUGGUGCUGAAAUUUUCCCUCUCCGCGCUCGCGCCAAGGGCAUGUCGCUCAGCACAUGCACCAACUGGUUGUUCAACUUCAUUAUCGCCUUCAUCACGCCCCCGCUUUUCGACGCUAUCAAGGCAGGGUACUACUUCGUCCUCGUCGGCUUCUGUAUCAUCUCUCUCCUCGUCGUCUGGUUCAUCUAUCCCGAAACCGCACACCAUACCCUGGAAGACCUUGGCGAGGUAUUCGGCGACAAGGUCAUGGACGAUGAAGGUCCUGCGCGCGAGAAGGCUCAGAGGAGUGCGAACGAGAUUCAACGGGAACGUUCGGGUUUGCCUGUCGCCACCGAUUCAGAGGUCACUCUUCAACCCAGCAUGUCUUCCAUCAUGCCAACGUCCAAGGAUGACGGUUCAAUUAUCAUGAAGGAAAGGUCUUCUGUUGCUACGAUGGAGUCGGACGUUUAG
Suillus clintonianus is the source of this 1899-nucleotide messenger RNA. Its product is annotated as general substrate transporter. Gene Ontology annotation, cellular component: membrane. The transcript is spliced from 3 exons. Gene Ontology annotation, molecular function: carbohydrate:proton symporter activity. Gene Ontology annotation, biological process: carbohydrate transport; transmembrane transport. The record is from RefSeq and is a predicted model, not a curated record. Bases 235 to 1899 code for a protein of 554 amino acids. NCBI's taxonomy places the organism in Eukaryota, Fungi, Basidiomycota, Agaricomycetes, Boletales, Suillaceae.